Messenger RNA from Didymella exigua CBS 183.55, 2025 nucleotides. RefSeq names its product LCCL domain-containing protein. Bases 1 to 2025 code for a protein of 674 amino acids. NCBI's taxonomy places the organism in Eukaryota, Fungi, Ascomycota, Dothideomycetes, Pleosporales, Didymellaceae. The transcript is spliced from 2 exons. The record is from RefSeq and is a predicted model, not a curated record.
AUGACAGUAGGCAGCGCCGUGAUGACUGACUACAAGACUUCAGAAACUGUCCCCUCCACCGUGUUGACGCAUUCUGGACACUCGGCACCUUUGUCGUCCCCGACCUCCCGCCACGAGCUCCGGUCGCUCUUAGACAUGAGCUCUGAGCGCCAUGUCGGCGACGAGGGUGAGCCGCCGCAGGCCUACCGCGAUGACGAGCUGAUUAGCAUUGAUCCGGAGGAGGCUGUAAUCGUUGACCCAGCCGAGACUUCCGAUGAGGAAGUGUACCCUCUACAGGAGCCCUUUUUUGCAAGCAAAUAUGUACCACCACGGUUGCAGCGUACUUGGAUAUCCGCAAAAGCCUGGGCCAAAGGACCGCAACCUCCACGACUAUGGAAGAUCCUUCCGUUGCUACCUAAGAUCCAGACCGUGCCCAUUCGGCUUUUAAACACGUUGUUGCCAAAGAGGAAGCAUAAGAUUGGAUUACUGAUUGUAUUCUAUGCUGCCUGGAUCCUCAGCUUUGCACUCGUCCUACACAAAAGUGCCUUUUCAGCCGACGUACCUGGCUACGGAGCGCCAGUGAGAAUCGGCUGCACGCAACGCUUCUGGAACGAUGGCAAUGGAUGCGGCCUUAACGGGGACUCAUGCCGCCCUUUUGAGAAUGCUUCGAUGCCGUUCAGAUGCCCGGCGAACUGCAGGCGCGUGCAACUCCUCAAUCCCCAUGCCGUGGGCGACUACGUCGCCAACUACCGUCCAUUGGUCAUUGGCGGCCCAACAGACGACAAGAGGACAUUGGAAAAUGCUGUCUACCGUGCCGACUCUUUCAUCUGCGGCGCUGCGAUCCACGCCGGUUUUAUCAGCGACAAAUCCGGCGGGUGCGGCGUGGUCUCCAUGGUGGGCGAGAAGACCUCCUACCCAGCCGUGAACCAGAACCACAUCAAGUCCAUCGGCUUCAAUUCCUACUUCCCGAAAUCAUUCUCCUUCCUCACUGGUACAAGCGCUUCAUGUCGCGACCUCCGCUGGUCGCUGCUCGGCGUAAGCCUAACCUUCACAAUCCUCCUCUCCCUCUUCACCACCUCACCUGCCGUAUUCUUUUCCUCCAUUUUCCUUGGCGUGUUCUUCCACGUAGCGCUCGCAUCCGACCCGCCCUCGCUCACAGACUACUACGCCCUAAUCUCGAUCUGCCUGGGCCGCCUGCUCCCCGCCUCGUUUUGCAUGUACGCCGUCUACCGCUUCGCCGUCUCGCGCACCCUCCACGGCCUGGACGCGCAGAUCGAGAAGACCGUCCUCUGGCUCGGCGGUGCCUGGGUGGGAGCAUUGAACAACUACACAUUCGACAAGAUCCCCCUCGAGCGACUGACACCGCACGAUCUGCAGAACCAACCCGGUGCGAUUCCCGCAUUGAUAACAGUAGUCCUGUGUCUUUUCAGUAUCGCGCUGUUGCAGGCAUGGUGUCUGCGCAUCGAAGGCCGGCUGCCGAGAUACCUGGGAAUUUAUGGGCUUUUUGUGGGUGGAUUGUUGCUGCUUGUUGCAGUGCCGAAGAUGAACCUCAGGAUCCAUCACUAUAUCCUGGGCUUACUCUUGGUGCCAGGGACAAGCAUGCAGACACGCCCGAGUCUGCUUUUCCAGGGGAUACUGGUAGGGCUGUUCAUCAACGGCGUAGCGCGCUGGGGAUUCGACAGCAUUCUGCAGACGCCGGGCGAGUUGAGAGGUGAUGGGCCGAUUAGUAGUCUCCUCCCUAUCAUCACGGCGCCGAUCAUACAUAACAACUUCGCCUCGCACCUCCGACCGAAUAUCACUUUCGAAUGGUCACUGCCGUUCCCCAAGCACUACGACGGCUUGAGUAUCUUAGUGAACGACGUUGAGCGCUAUCGCGGGUACGCAGAUAACAGGCUGGAGAGCUGGACGUGGGUUAAGCAUAUUCGGGAUGCGCCUGAGUACUUCCGCUUCGCAUACCUCAAUGGUGGCGGCCGAGGGGAUUACACCAAAGCAGGCACCUGGAGCGUGGAGGGUGGGUGGACGGACAUGGCUGGUGGACCGUCGUAG